This is a messenger RNA of Cutaneotrichosporon oleaginosum, 1299 nucleotides long. NCBI's taxonomy places the organism in Eukaryota, Fungi, Basidiomycota, Tremellomycetes, Trichosporonales, Trichosporonaceae. The record is from RefSeq and is a predicted model, not a curated record.
AUGUCUGUCAUCAACAAGGUCGUCGCCCGUCAGGUUGACCUCUACACCGACAAGGGCUUUUUCCACGCCGAGGUCCCUUCCGGCGCCUCCACUGGCGCUCACGAGGCCGUCGAGCUCCGUGACGGCGGCAAGGACUACGUUGGCAAGGGCGUCCUCAAGGCCGUCAAGAAUGUCAACGAGAUCAUCGGCCCCGCCCUCGUCGAGUCCAAGCUCCCUGUCACUUCGCAGAAGGAGAUCGACGACCUCAUGAUCAAGCUUGACGGCACCCCUAACAAGGGCAAGCUCGGCGCCAAUGCUAUCCUUGGUGUCUCCAUGGCUGUUACCGAGGCCGGUGCUGCCGACACGGGCCUCCCCCUCUACGCCUACAUUGCCUCGCUUGCAGGCGUCAAGGAGCCCUACAUCCUCCCCUGCCCCUCGUUCAAUGUCAUCAACGGUGGCUCCCACGCGGGCAACGCCCUCGCCUUCCAGGAGUUCAUGCUCCUCCCCACCGGCGCUUCGUCGUUCACCGAGGCCAUGAAGAUGGGCUCGGAGACUUACCACGUCCUCAAGAAGGUCAUUGUGAAGAAGUACGGUAUUGACGCUGUCAACGUCGGUGACGAGGGUGGCUUCGCCCCCAACGUCUCAGGCGCCGAGGAGUCCCUUGACCUCCUUACCGAGGCCAUUGCCGCUGCUGGCUACACUGGCAAGAUCCAGAUCGGUCUUGACGUCGCUUCGUCCGAGUUCUUCAAGGAUGGCAAGUACGACCUUGACUUCAAGAACCCCAACUCAGACUCUUCCAAGUGGCUCACGGGUGCUCAGCUCGCCGAGCUCUACCACGGUUACUGCGAGAAGUACGACAUCUGCUCGAUUGAGGACCCCUUCCACGAGGACGACUUCGAGGCUUGGGCCCACUACAUGCAGACCGCCAAGAUUCAGAUCGUCGGCGAUGACCUGCUCGUCACCAACCCUCUUCGCAUCAAGACCGCCAUUGAGAAGAAGGCCUGCAACGCUCUUCUCCUUAAGAUCAACCAGAUUGGCACCAUCUCCGAGUCCAUCCAGGCCGUCCAGCUCUCGCAGUCGAACGGCUGGGCCGUCAUGACCUCGCACCGCUCGGGUGAGACCGAGUCGACCUUCAUCGCCGACCUGUCGGUUGGUCUCCGCACUGGCGAAGCGAAAUGUGGGGCUCCGGCCAGGUCAGAGCGUCUGGCUAAGUACAACCAGCUUCUUCGCAUUGAGGAGCAGCUCGGCGAGGCCGCCAUUUACGCCGGCGGCAAAGGCCUCUCGAAGGGUGUCGAGGCCCCCGCUCUCCACUCGGAGUGA